This is a messenger RNA of Scatophagus argus, 3423 nucleotides long. RefSeq lists its product as uncharacterized. Gene Ontology annotation, molecular function: protein binding. Lineage: Eukaryota; Metazoa; Chordata; Actinopteri; Scatophagidae. The record is from RefSeq and is a predicted model, not a curated record. The coding region runs from base 46 to 3423 and encodes 1125 amino acids. The transcript is spliced from 18 exons. Gene Ontology annotation, biological process: regulation of apoptotic process.
GCCUCAGCACUGAAGUCCAACCCCUCCCAUCUGAGAGAGCUGGACAUGACUAUUAGCACCACCACGAAUUCAGGAGAGAAGCUGCUGUCUGUUGGACUGAAGAGUCCAAACUGUAGACUGGAGAUUUUGAGACUGAGGGGCUGCAGAGACUAUGAGAUGAAGUGUGAUUCUCUGCUCUCAGCUCUGAAGUCCAACCCUUCCCAUCUGAGAGAGCUGGAGCUGACUAACAACAAUCCUUAUCAUUCAGGGGUGAAGCAGCUGUGUGAAUUUCUGCAUAGUCCAGACUGUAGACUGGAGACUUUGAGACUGAGUGGCUGUGGCAUGAAAGAGAUCAGCUGUGCUUUUCUGGCCUCGGCUCUGAAGGCCAACCCGUCCCUUCUGAGAGAGCUGGACCUGAGUGGAAACGACCUGGAGGAAUCAGGAGAGAAGGAGCUGCUGGUUGCUGAACUGUAUGAACUGUCGAAUCCAGGCGGUAUACUGGACGCUCUGAGGCUGAUGGACUACAGGAUUUUAGAUAUGACGUGGGAUAAGGAUCUGACCUCUUUGAGGUUGAACCCUUCUGAUGUAAGAGAGCUGCAGCUGAGACAACGAAAGCUGCAGGAUUCAGCGGUGAAGCUGCUGUGUGAUUUUCUGGAGAGUCCAAAGUGUAGACUGGAGACUCUCAGGCUGAGUUCCUGCAGUUUAUCAGAGAUCAGCUGUGCUUCUGUGGUCUCAGCUCUGAUGUCCAACCCCUCCCAUCUGACAGAACUGGACCUGAGUGGAAACAACCUGCAGGAUUCAGGAGUGAAACUGCUGUCUGCUGGACUGCAGAGUCCACACUGCAGACUGGAGACUCUCAGACUGAGGAACUGCAACUUGUCAGAGAUCAGCUGUGCUUCUCUGGUCUCGGCUCUGAAGUCCAACCCCUCACAUCUCAGAGAGCUGGACCUGAGUGACAACAAGCUGCAGGAUUCAGGAGGGAAGCUGCUGUCUGCUGGACUGGAGAGUCUAAACUGUGGACUGGAGAGACUGAGACUGAGUGGCUGCAGUCUGUCAGAGAUCAGCUGUGCUUCUCUGGUCUCAGCUCUGAAGUCCAACCCCUCACAUCUGAGAGUUCUGGACCUGAGUGGAAACCCCCUGCAGGAUUCAGGAGUGAAGCUGCUGUGUGACUUCCUGCAGAGUCCACACUGCAGACUGGAGACUCUGAGACUGAGUUCCUGCAGUUUAUCAGAGAUCAGCUGUGCUUCUGUGGCCUCAGCUCUCAAGUCCAACCCCUCCCAUCUGACAGAACUGGACCUGAGUGGCAACAACCUGCAGGAUUCAGGAGUGAAGCUGCUGUCUGCAGAACUGCAGAGUCCGCACUGCAGACUGGAGACUCUCAGAUUAAAGAACUGCACUUUGUCGGAGAUCAGCUGGGCUUUUCUGGACUCAGUUUUGAAGUCCAACCCCUCACAUCUGAGAGAGCUGGACCUGAGUGACAACAAUCUGAAGGGUACAGGAGUGAAGCUGCUGUCUGCUGGACAAGAGAUUCAGCAGUAUAGAGUGGAGCGAAAGCAGAUGCUGCAGGCUAUGAGGAAGAUCAGCCUAUAUCCACACAGAGGACCUCGUAUUUACAAGGUGACUGGAGUGCAGGAGUUGCAUGAUUUGGUGGAAAAGGAGCACAGAUCAGAAUCUUCAGGAUCCCGCGACCCUGACAGCUCUAAAGACAUUCCUUCAGAUUUCAGUAAUCAACCUGGACCCUCAGACACAAAGGUGGAUGGCAGAGAAUACACAGCUACACUGGACAGACCUGACAGACCUGACAGACCUGACAGACCAGAUCCGUCCACUUUGAAGACGAAGCUCGAUGAGGACAGAGUGGAGGAAGAGGAUCAGCCGAGUCCUGAUGAUCCAGACGGGUUGAAGCAGCAGCUCGAGCUUAUGUGUGAAGAGGCUCUGAACACAGAUAAGUUAAGUUUCACUCCUGAAGUGCUGAGUGAGUCAGGAAAGACUUCAUACAGGUUCAGGUGUCCUGGUCCAGGUGUGUUCCAGUGUGCCUCGACUGGACUCGUGUUCGUCAUGGCUCAGGAGGCAGAGCUGCUGUACAGGACUGUCCAAUGGGAUGAGAGCCUCCUCCAAUCAGCUGGAAAGAUGGCUGCAGGGCUGCUGUUUGAUAUCAAGUGUUCAGAAGAAGCUGCUGUCUGUCAGCUCCACCUGCCGCACUGUGAAACAAAGGAAGCGUUGCUCUUUGAAGGCUUGUUGUCGGUCGUCCACAUGGCAGAUGAUGGGAUGAGCAUCUUGGAGCCGCUGGACAUUACAGACACUCAUGUGGUUGUGAAAGUCCCCCACCUGUCUGCUUUUGGUCUGGUCUGGGACUUCAUUCAAAGAGUUCUGAACAUCUCGUCGCCAAUCAGCGGCCAAGUUCUGCUGUUCCUCCGACCUCCACUCAUCGGGCACCCAGUACUCGAUGUGUUUCUGCUGCCGAACAACAUCCCUCUAAGUGAGGUUGCUGCCCAACAAGCAGGAGCUGUGAACAUCAGGAUCUCCUCUGACUGUCAUCUCAGCUUCACUCAGAGUUACAGUGUGCACUGUGAACCCGAGGGCUUCACAAUACAGCCUGAGUGUGCAACGUUUCGCUCAUCGACUGGACCAAAUUACUAUCCAACAUUUGAAGUUUUCCUGACUACAAACCCAGAGAAAGUGACCCUGAUGGUCCAGGACCAAGAGAGGAGAGAAGUCUGGAAACGUGUUGUGUAUCUGACAGGUUCAAGACGGGAAACUCCACAGAUGAAUGUCCCAGCAGGGGACGGGGGCCCUGCGGGAGGCGGGGGCCUAGCAGAGGAUAGGGGCCCAGCAGGGGACAGGGGCCCAGCAGAGGACGGGGACCCAGCGCGGGACGGUGGCCUAGCAGGGGAAGGGGGCCCAGCGGGGGGCGGGGGCCCUGCGGGGGACAGGGGCCUAGCAGGGGAUGGGGGCCUAGCAGAGGACAGGGGCCCAGCGGGGGACAGGGGCCCAGCAGAGGACAGGGACCCAGUGCGGGACAGGGGCCCUGCGGGGGGCAGGGGCCCAGCAGAGGAUAGGGGCCCAGCAGAGGAUAGGGGCCUAGCAGAGGACGGGGGCCCAGUGGGGGGCGGGGGCCAUGCGGGGGACAGGGGCCCAGCAGAGGACGGGGGCCCAGUGGGGGGCGGGGGCCCAGCAGGGGACAGGUUGUUAGCAGUUAGGACAGAAUUUGUAAACCGAGUGUCUGAUCCUGUUUUGAACCAGCUCCUUGACAAACUAUUUCAACACUGCAUUAUAACUGAUGAGGAAAUGCAGACGAUGAGAAGAAAAUUCAGAGAGGAAAAAGCACGAGAUGUGAUCGACACGGUGCGAAGAAAAGGAGCUGCAGCCAGUUCGGUCCUGAUCGCUGCUUUCUGUGAUGUGGAUCAGCACCUUUCCAGAGUGCUGAACUUAAGAAGACAAUAA